This is a messenger RNA of Nicotiana attenuata, 1471 nucleotides long. RefSeq lists its product as uncharacterized. Gene Ontology annotation, molecular function: DNA binding. Bases 229 to 1167 code for a protein of 312 amino acids. NCBI's taxonomy places the organism in Eukaryota, Viridiplantae, Streptophyta, Magnoliopsida, Solanales, Solanaceae. The record is from RefSeq and is a predicted model, not a curated record. The transcript is spliced from 2 exons.
UUAUGCAACGGACCGACUUUAUCCGACUGAGGCCCUCAACGCUGAAAAUGGGCGAAUCGGGCUAUCGAACUGCAAGCCCGAAAUUCAUUUCAGGCCCAAACAUGGAUUCGUUUAGCCCUCUCUCCGAGCCCAUUUGGGCCCGUUCCGAUUCGCACUUCUUCGAUCCUCCAUUCUACUAGGGUCUCCAACGCCCGAUUUUCAAUUCCUUUCGCUUCUAGUUGUCUUCCUAUGGCGUCCCCACCAAACCCUAACAACUCGCAGCCCGCCGCCAUUGACCAGCGCCGCCUGCAAUUUGUUCCGGUUGAUUUACCUCUCUCUUCUCCUAUGGUAGAUGCAAGUCCUGACGCCAUAGUGGAUAUAACCAGUCUGACUGAAGCAACCACAGGUGAGAAACGAAAAAGAGAAGGAAGAUUAAGAUCUAUAGUUUGGCAACACUUCACAAAGCUCAUAAAGGAGGAUGGAACUUGUGAAAAAUGCAAGUGUAAUCAUUGCCAUAAACUUUUUACUUCUUCAACCCGAAGUGGAACUACUCAUUUGCUUCGUCAUAUAAGUGAAGGAAUAUGUCCUGUAUUUAAGAAAGUCAAAAAGGAAAACUCGCCUGCAAUUUUCAGCUAUAUGAGCGGUAGCAUAGACCGAAAAGUUGGUAUUAACCCUUGGAAGUUUGAUCAAGAACUGGGUCAAGCAUCCAUGGAACAGUCAAUUGAUGCGCAUGAUGAUUUGUUGUCGGUGGAAUUAGAUGAUAUUGAACGUCAAACAUGCACUACAUCAGAAGGUGACUAUGGUCGCCAAACAAUGCCCGUAUCUUAUAAACUUCCUCAGCAGCCUGCCGUGAAGUCUCAGCCUAUUGCAGCAUCAUGGAUGAGUGAGUUGAGGACUUGUGUAGGUAAACUCGUUGAACUCACAAAUGAACGAGUGUCAAAGCCUAGCGUGGAUAAGACUUGUGUGACUGUUAGUACUCCCGAUUUAUCUAUAUCUUCUGUUGUGAAGUGCUUGAAUGAGAUGGAGGAUAUCCCACAAUCAAGUGCAAUGUAUUUAGAUGCUUUGGAUAUCGUAAGGGAUCCAGAAGAAAGAGAGUGUUUUAUUUGUUUAAACCCAGAGCCGCGUAGGAGAUGGCUGCAAAGGAUGUUACAUCGUCGUUUUCCCUUGCGCUAUAGCACCGAUGUUUGAACAGCUGUUUUUAUUGGGAAAAACUGGAAAGAUACUUGACCAUGUUUGUUAUCAAAGCUUUGGUUAUUGACAUAUAUUGUCAUGAUCUACUGUACUGUACAAUUUCUGUUGUUUCAAAUGAGAAUACAUACUAGAAAAUUUCUGUUGUUUCAGAUGAGAAUACUUACUAGAAAAUUUCUGUUGUUUCAAAUGAGAAUACAUACUAGAAAAACCGAAAGUAUUUGGAAGCUUAUUGAUUGUGCUAUCUGUAUAUCAAGAAUUGAAACAUUGGAUUUGGUACUUAGAAUUUUUGGAUGUCCGAAAA